Molecule: messenger RNA, 1002 nt
Organism: Lathyrus sativus (Indian pea)
Lineage: Eukaryota; Viridiplantae; Streptophyta; Magnoliopsida; Fabales; Fabaceae
Source: the annotation of a GenBank genome assembly
AUGAAUAAAUCAUUUAGAGCUAUUACAUGUUUUUGGCUUAUGAUGAGUUUCUUCAUUUUGAGUGAGGCUGAACCUAUGAAAACCCAACUGAGCCCAGACUUUUACAGAACAACAUGCCCUGAUCUUUGGACAAUAGUUAGGCGAGAGGUUUCAAACGCAAUGGAAGAUGAGAUUCGAAUCGCGGCUUCUUUGCUUCGCCUUCAUUUCCAUGAUUGCUUUGUAAAUGGUUGUGAUGGUUCAAUUCUGCUUGAUGGAGACGAAGAAACUGAGAAAUUUGCUACUCCUAACAAGAAUUCUGCUAGAGGAUUUGAAGUCAUAGAUAGAAUCAAAACCUCAGUGGAGAGUUCAUGUAGCGGAGUUGUGUCUUGUGCUGAUAUAUUAGCCAUAGUUGCAAGAGAUUCUGUUUUCCUAAGUGGUGGUCCUUUUUGGUAUGUUCCGCUAGGGCGCAGAGAUGGAUUUGUCUCGAACAAGACAUUAGCCAAUCUCGCAAUUCCUUCUCCAUUUGAUACACUAGAUAAUAUUACUUCCAAGUUCGAUAACGUUGGUCUCAAUCUCAAAGACGUUGUUACUUUAUCAGGUGCACACACUAUUGGACGAGCAAGGUGCACAUUUUUCAGCAACAGAUUAUUCAAUUUCUCGGGGACAGAAGAACCAGACAAUACUUUAGAAUCUGAAAUGCUCUUUGAAUUGCAAAAUUUGUGUAUACAAGAUGAAGAUGGGAACGCGACUACGGUUCUGGAUUCAAACUCAUUUGAUCAAUUUGAUAGCAAUUACUUCAAGAAUUUAGUAAAUGGGAGGGGUCUUCUAAGCUCUGAUCAGAUUCUGUUUUCAAGUGAUGAGGAGGUUACUUCAACUACUAAAUAUUUGGUCCAAUUAUAUAGUGAGAAUGAAAGAGAGUUUUUUAUGGAAUUUGCUUAUGCUAUGAUUAAGAUGGGGAAUAUUAAUCCACUUAUUGGUUCUGAGGGAGAGAUUAGGAAUAAUUGCAGAGUGAUUAAUUCUUAA